AUGGCCGAAGGGAUUGACACUUUGAAAUUCCUGUACUCGCGUUCGUGGAAGUCGUUUUCCGACGGCCCUUCUUCGAACACAGCGUGUGGGUCUCGUCAUAUUUCUCGACGAGACCCUGACCAUCAACAAUCAGCUGGGCACGAGGCUCCUAGCUGUCCCAAGCCGGUGGUAUCCACGCCAGCGGACGAGAAUACACGAAAGGAUGUGGUGGCGGCGGGAACACCUGAUCCGGCUCGAGGGUCAGAUCAGCUUGAUGUUCAGGAACCGAACCGUAUAACGGAACAGUUACACGAUGACUUGGCUCAUGAACGAACUCGGUACUAUGAGGUCCAUGACCUUGUAAAUGAAAAUUACAAUUCCUCAGCGCACGAUCGUUCGAAAGAUCCUGCCGCGUUUGCGUUCGCGCAACUUGAUAACGAACGUUCGGCUCGUUCUCUUCGUGACGAGGUGACUGCAGCUCGUCAGGAAAUUGCUCAACUGCGUGUGCAGGUCGCUUCACUAGUCGACCAGACUGGAUCAUUGAAACGGGACCACUCGAAGGUGGUCUCGGCUCUCGACCGCGGAGAUUCUUCGCCUCUCGAAACGGGCUUUUACUGA
This is a messenger RNA of Peronospora matthiolae, 597 nucleotides long. Lineage: Eukaryota; Oomycota; Peronosporomycetes; Peronosporales; Peronosporaceae. The record is from the annotation of a GenBank genome assembly.